This is a messenger RNA of Macrosiphum euphorbiae (potato aphid), 744 nucleotides long. Lineage: Eukaryota; Metazoa; Arthropoda; Insecta; Hemiptera; Aphididae. The record is from the annotation of a GenBank genome assembly.
AUGGCUCUUGUGUUCAAUGACAACGAUCCCUGGUUAAUUGAAUACGAGUCAUGUGAGAAGCUAUAUAGAGAAAUUGAAGGAUUAUUAAAUGUGAGAGAAUUAGAGCAAAAGUCUUCCGAAAAAUAUGUUUUGUAUUCAUCACAAGUCCGGCUUAGGCUGAAACAGUUUACUGAUGAAGUCCAACAGUUAUCUCAUAAACUUAGAGGACUUGCAACAUCUAAGGCUGUUACACUGGACGAAGAGGAACGACGUCAACGUAUGCUUGAGCUACUCCAAAGCAGAAAUAUUUUAUUAAAUCAACGUUUUCAGAAUAGGAAUAAUAGUCAUACAUUAGAACGUCAAGAAUUGAUGAGACCAAGUACUAGUAAGGCCAAAAAAACUGAAAUGCCAACUACUGGUUGGCUGGAAAGUGAUGAUGAUGACUAUGAUGAUAAACAACCAUUACUUAGUGAAAAAGUGCUUAAACAACAACAACAGUACUUGCUCAAAGAACAAGACGAUGGACUAAAUGAAUUAGCAUCAAUUGUGUCUAGACAGAAAAAUAUUGCUAUCACCAUAAGCAGUGAAGUCGAUCUACAAAAUGAACUAGUUGAAGACCUAUUGGUAAAGAUGGACAAAACAGCAGCUGGAAUUGAAAGCGAGACCAAGGAAGUAGUUCAGAUAUUAAAAAAAGAUUCAACUCGAGGACUUUGGGUGAUAAUUAUUCUUCUACUGAUUGCAAAUGUAGUGGUUGCUUUUUCGUGA